CAAACCGAAAAAAGGAAGAAAAAAUAUUCUAGAGAGAAAAAGAGGAGAGAGAAAGGUAUAGGACUCUCACAUGGCCUCCAUGCCCUUGGGGCCUCACCAUCCACCACCACUGCCACAGCCACAGCCAGACAACAGCAAUGAGCCUCUGAAGAUCGUCGGUCGCCGCGUCUCCGACAUGGAAACCGAUAAGGAUAUGUCUGCUACUGUUAUCGAGGGGAACGAUCAGGUAACUGGUCACAUCAUUUCCACGACCAUUGGUGGCAAGAAUGGUGAACCCAAACGGACAAUUAGUUACAUGGCAGAGCGUGUUGUCGGAACGGGAUCAUUUGGAAUUGUUUUUCAAGCAAAAUGUCUUGAAACUGGAGAAACAGUGGCAAUAAAGAAGGUUUUGCAGGACAGACGUUAUAAAAAUCGCGAGUUGCAGCUAAUGCGCUUGAUGGAUCACCCAAAUGUAGUUUCACUAAAGCAUUGCUUCUUCUCUACAACGAGUAAAGAUGAGCUAUUUCUAAAUUUGGUCAUGGAAUAUGUACCUGAAACCAUGUAUAGAGUUUUGAAGCACUAUAGCAGUAUGAACCAGAGGAUGCCACUCAUUUAUGUGAAACUCUAUACCUACCAAAUUUUUAGGGGAUUGGCUUAUAUCCAUACUGUGCCUGGAGUCUGCCAUAGGGAUGUGAAGCCACAAAACCUUUUGGUUGAUCCUCUCACUCACCAAGUUAAGCUUUGUGAUUUUGGAAGUGCGAAAGUUUUGGUGAAGGGUGAAGCCAAUAUAUCCUAUAUAUGUUCUCGUUACUAUCGAGCUCCAGAACUCAUUUUUGGUGCAACAGAAUACACAACAUCAAUUGAUAUUUGGUCAGCUGGUUGUGUCCUUGCCGAGCUUCUUCUGGGACAGCCUCUGUUUCCAGGAGAGAAUGCAGUGGACCAACUUGUAGAGAUUAUUAAGGUUCUUGGUACUCCAACUCGAGAAGAAAUUCGAUGCAUGAACCCAAGUUAUACAGAUUUUAGGUUCCCUCAGAUUAAGGCUCAUCCUUGGCAUAAGGUCUUCCAUAAGCGAAUGCCACCAGAAGCAAUUGACCUUGCAUCACGGCUUCUUCAAUAUUCACCAAGUCUUCGCUGCACUGCUCUAGAAGCAUGUUCACAUCCUUUCUUUGAUGAACUCCGUGAACCCAAUGUGCGCCUUCCAAAUGGUCGUCCAUUGCCACCACUAUUCAACUUCAAGCAGGAAUUAUCUGGAGCAUCACCGGAACUGAUCAACAGGCUUAUACCCGAACAUGUACGGCGGCUGGCAAGUCUCAGCUUCCCGCAUCCAGUAGGUACUUAAUUGUAAAGCUACAAAACAGGAAGUCAUCUUUUCUGUGCUGGGUAGAUGGAUGGGAAGCAAAAAGAGGGCACAUCUUGUUUGGUCUUAUCACACUUAACUGAGCAUUUUGGCCUAAGCAAAAGCUCUUCCCCUCGCCCUUGGCAAGAAUGUACACAUAUACUCACUGUUCCGCUUAACUUGGAGAUCGGUGAUUCUGUCUACAAUGUCAUUUUAGUAUAAAGAAAACAUACUAUUUUCACGCAUAGAUGUACAUCGUUUUGGUCGCAAGGAUUCACGCAAAGGUAGAGUAUUAAGAAAUGUUCAUUGUUUCCCAAGGACUCGGAUCAUAUUUUGUCUCCCCCCCGCUUUCUUUCUCUCUUUGUUUUCUACUUUUGUUUGUGGCAUUCUGGGCACCAACUCUAUUUUUAUUAAUUAAAGUUAAUGGCGUCAUUCCCAUGAA
Molecule: messenger RNA, 1757 nt
Organism: Morus notabilis
Lineage: Eukaryota; Viridiplantae; Streptophyta; Magnoliopsida; Rosales; Moraceae
Product: shaggy-related protein kinase eta
Exons: 12
Coding region: 71-1318 (415 amino acids)
Biological process (GO): protein phosphorylation; signal transduction
Cellular component (GO): cytoplasm
Molecular function (GO): ATP binding; protein serine/threonine kinase activity
Source: RefSeq, a predicted model, not a curated record